AUGGAGAACGCGCACUGUCCCGAGCAAACACGGCUCCUGAUCAUCGACACCGAUCCUGGCGUUGAUGACGCGAUGGCAAUCCUCAUGGCUGCCAACAGCCCCGAGGUGCAGCUGCUGGGCAUUACGACAGUGUACGGCAACGUACCUACGGCACUUGCCACCCAAAAUGCGCUGCGGCUGCUGGAGAUGUCCGGGCUGAGAGAGCGUGUGACUGUGGCCCAAGGAGCAGCCAGGUCCCUCAAGGCCGGGACAGACAUUGAGCGUAUCGCGGACUUCGUACACGGCGCCGACGGCUUCGGCGACAUUGGCCUGCCGCCACCGCAGGGACAGCAUCUCAUGGAUUGCUCUGCUGCGGAGUUUCUGGUUCGCUCAGUCAACCACCACCCUGGCCGUGUCACGAUAUUGGCUCUGGCGCCCCUUACCAACAUCGCGCAGGCGCUCAUGCUGGAUCCGCAACUGGCGGACAAGUGGGAUGAGCUGGUGGUCCUAGGGGGUGCGUUCUUCACCGGGGGCAACGUCAACCCGGCUGCGGAGGCCAAUAUCUUUGGAGAUCCCGAUGCGGCGGAUCUGGUUCUUGGAUCCACUUCUCGGCUCCGGAUCCUGGGGCUGGAUGUGACUCAGAAGUGCCGAUUGUCAGGAGAGCAACUAGAGGCCAUGCAAGACAAGGGCAAGUACGGCACCUUCAUUUCCAGGAUCUCCCAGUUCUACCUAAACUUUCACCGGGAGUGGUACGGCAUGGAUGCCAUCAUGUUGCAUGAUCCCACUGCCAUGGCCGCUGUACUGCAACCCGAGCUCUUCGAAUGGCGGGCGGGUGCCGUACGAGUGGCGUGCGAGGGGGUGACCAAGGGGCAAACCGUAAUGGACGCAAGCGUCAAAGGUUUCCAUGGCCACCACGGCUGGGCGGAUCGGCCGCGCGUGCGGGUGGCGCUGGGCGUGCAACAUGAAGCCGUGGUGCGACUGAUCCACGACCGGCUUACUGCAUAA
This is a messenger RNA of Volvox carteri f. nagariensis, 984 nucleotides long. RefSeq lists its product as uncharacterized. Gene Ontology annotation, molecular function: purine nucleosidase activity. The transcript has 9 exons. The record is from RefSeq and is a predicted model, not a curated record. Gene Ontology annotation, cellular component: cytosol. NCBI's taxonomy places the organism in Eukaryota, Viridiplantae, Chlorophyta, Chlorophyceae, Chlamydomonadales, Volvocaceae. Bases 1 to 984 code for a protein of 327 amino acids. Gene Ontology annotation, biological process: purine nucleoside catabolic process.